This is a messenger RNA of Trematosphaeria pertusa, 1678 nucleotides long. Its product is annotated as cytochrome P450. The transcript has 3 exons. The coding region runs from base 78 to 1613 and encodes 511 amino acids. Lineage: Eukaryota; Fungi; Ascomycota; Dothideomycetes; Pleosporales; Trematosphaeriaceae. The record is from RefSeq and is a predicted model, not a curated record. Gene Ontology annotation, molecular function: iron ion binding; heme binding; oxidoreductase activity, acting on paired donors, with incorporation or reduction of molecular oxygen.
CCAAUUUCUGGGCUCAUCUUCAACGUCACGUCCGUCUUCAGGUUGACACAACGGUAGUCGUGGGGCGCGCAUUCGAAAUGGCGCUUCUUAAUGCUGUCUUUCAAGACUUUACCGUCAAACUUCUUGGACUGACGGCUGCCUUUGUCGUGUACCUCCUCAGCUAUGCCAUCUACAACAUAUAUUUUCACCCUUUGUCAAAGUACCCAGGGCCAAAGCGGUGGGCUGCAACGAGGCUCAGCUACAUCUUCUCGCUCUGGUCCGGGUGGUUGCACAGAGAUGUCCGGGACCUCCACACACGUUACGGCGACAUAGUGCGCAUCGCACCCGAUGAGCUUUCGUUUGCGCGACCAGAAGCAUGGCAGGACAUAUAUACCAACCAGCCUGGCCGUCAAGCGUUCCCCAAGAGCGCGAUCUGGCAUGGUGCGGCCAAAGGACGGCCACCGUCUGUUUUGAACGCAAUAGACAUCAAGCUCCAUUCACGCUUUCGCAGGGCCAUGGACCCGGCGUUAAACGAAAAGGCAGUGCGGAUGCAGGAACCCAUCAUCCAAGCCCACGUUAGGCUGUUCAUUUCCAAGCUCGACAAGCUGGCUUCCUCCGACAGCCAAGGAGCCAUCGUCGACAUUCUGCGUUGGAUCAGCUUUGUCGUCUUCGAUGAAAUUGGGGAUCUGGGCUUUGGGGAGCCAUUUGGAUGCCUGGAAAGCUCCGAGCACCACCCCUGGUGCUCCAUGAUCUUCACGUCUCUUAGGGCAGCAACAUACAGAGUCAGUCUACGAUACUACCCAGCCCUCAACUGGCUCAUGAGCUUUGCCAUACCCAAGAGCGUCGUCAAAAAGGGAAUGGAGCACUGGCAAAUGUCGGUGGACAAGAUAAAUCGCCGCUUGAACCUCGAGAAAGACAGACCCGAUAUCAUCUCCAUGAUCAAGCGGGACGAAGAAGGAGUAGACGGACUUACACAUCCUGAAAUGCUAGCUACCUCCAGUGUCCUCAUAGUCGCGGGUAGCGAUGGCACCAUCUCCGUACUAAACGGCACGAUGUACCAUCUGGUUAGAAAUCCGGACGAGAUGGCAUUGCUUGCUGCUGAGAUUCGGAACGCGUUCAAAACGGAAGAUGUCAUCAAUCUCUCUGCGCUCAGGGAUCUGCCAUAUCUUAAAGCUGUACUCAACGAAGGUAUGCGCAUGUGCAACCCAACGCCGGUAGGAGCACCACGAAUAGUACCACCGGGAGGCGGUAUGGUCUCUGGAGAGCGACUGCCAGAGGGUACGUUUGUUAACGUGCAUUCAUUGACGGUCUCACGGUCUCCAAAGUUGUGGUAUGAUUCUGAUGCAUUCCGCCCGGAACGAUGGCUCGACAGCAAGAGCCCAGAGUUUGAGAUGGACCAACAAAAUGCUAUCCAGCCGUUUGGUGUCGGUCCGCGGUCCUGCGCUGGAAGACUGCUAGCAUGGGCUGAGAUGCGGCUUAUCUUGGCUCGUUUGAUAUGGAGAUUUGACUUGCUGCCUGCUGAUACUGAGGCUGGAAGGCUACAAUGGGAUCAGCAGCGGACCUUUACGGUUUUGGAAAGGCAGCCAUUCGAGGUCCGCCUGAAGCGGCGUGAGGGUGUGACGGCGAUGGAUUGACAAAUUGACAAAGCUGCAUGAGGUCUCGCAGAUAAAUUCUGCCACUUGACGUAUGCAAGGAUAAG